UUCUUGUGACCGGAUCGGCGCUCUAGUUGACCUUUUGCCAAUUCAUACCUCGGCACAAGUCGUUGCGCUCACAGCUACGUCAAUGCAGCUUUGAGAAGAAAGUUAUUUUCAUGACGUCGUUGUCGUCGACUUCUCGAACCUUUUCAUAAUACCCAUCAGCCCAGACCAUCAUCCACCCAUCAACACCACCCAUCAACACCAAGGACAGACACAUCGUGAGAAAAACCUCGCAUCCCAGAGAUCCUAAAACAUGACGACGCAGAACAAGACCUUCAUCUUCAAGAAGAUCCCUACGGGUCUCCCCGUGGCCGGAGAGCACCUCACCGUCGAGGACCACCCCAUCGACCUCGACGACGUCCCCGCCGACGGCGUCGUCGUCGAGAUCCUCUACGCCUCUUUCGACCCCUACCAGCGCGGCCGCAUGAGGGAGGCCACCAAGAAGUCCUACACGCCCCCCUUCGACCUCGACGGGCCCAUCACCAACAGCACCGUCAGCAAGGUCCUCAAGAGCAACACCCCCAAGUUCGCCGAGGGCGACCUCAUCUUCGUCUUCGCCCCCGUCGCCCAGUACGCCCGCCUACCGGCCAGCGCCCUGGAGCAGGCCCGCAAGAUCCACAACCCGCACGGCCUCGACCUGGCCCUCUUCCUCGGGCCCCUCGGCAUGCCCGGCCUGACGGCCUGGUCCGGCCUGCACAAGAUCGGGAAGCCCAAGAAGGGCGAGACCAUCUUCGUCAGCUCCGCCGCCGGCGCCGUCGGCCAGCUGGUCGGCCAGAUCGCCAAACGGGAGGGCCUCACCGUCAUCGGCUCCGUCGGCUCCGACGAGAAGCUCGACUUCAUCACCAAGGACCUCGGCUUCGACGCCGGCUUCAACUACAAGAACGAGAAGCCCGCCGACGCCCUCCCCAGGCUGGCGCCCAACGGUAUUGACAUCUACUUUGAGAACGUUGGCGGGGACCACCUCGAGGCGGCUCUGACCUCCAUGAACGUUGAGGGGCGCAUCGCCGUCUGCGGCAUGAUCUCCAGCUACAACACACCCGCGGAUCAGCAGCAGGGCAUCAAGGGCCUGAUGCAGCUCGUCUCCAAGCAGAUCACCAUGGAGGGUUUCCUCGUCGGCAACCCCAAGUUCGGCGCCGCGUACUUCAAGGACCACCAGGAGCACCUGCAGGAGUGGCUGUCCGACGGCAGCGUCAAGGCCAACCUGGCAGUGACCGAGGGCAUCGACAACGCCGCCGAGGGCCUCAUCGGCCUGCUUACCGGCAAGAACUUUGGCAAGGCUGUUCUGAAGGUCAAAUAGGGAACUACAUGCUUUGUCUCUGCUUUGGGAGUCCGAUGAAGAAAUGAGUCAAUGAAAAAUUUCUUACCAUGAUAUUUGGGGGGUUUUUUUUUAAAAAAAAAGAAAAAAAACCUUUGGCGACAUACAAAAGUGAAGAGAUACGUGAGGUUCUCAGUCAGUGGACACUGGACAGCUCAACUAGCGUG
This is a messenger RNA of Colletotrichum destructivum, 1479 nucleotides long. RefSeq names its product Putative GroES-like superfamily, alcohol dehydrogenase-like, NAD(P)-binding domain superfamily. Bases 251 to 1294 code for a protein of 347 amino acids. Gene Ontology annotation, molecular function: oxidoreductase activity, acting on the CH-CH group of donors, NAD or NADP as acceptor. NCBI's taxonomy places the organism in Eukaryota, Fungi, Ascomycota, Sordariomycetes, Glomerellales, Glomerellaceae. The transcript is spliced from 2 exons. The record is from RefSeq and is a predicted model, not a curated record.